Messenger RNA from Ceutorhynchus assimilis (cabbage seed weevil), 5770 nucleotides. The record is from the annotation of a GenBank genome assembly. NCBI's taxonomy places the organism in Eukaryota, Metazoa, Arthropoda, Insecta, Coleoptera, Curculionidae.
GCCACGUCUUUGGUAAUCGCGGUCAUAUGAUGUACCAUUGUCGACGUCAUGUAUUAAGUUGUCAGCUGUUUGCGCCAGCGGUCGUAGACUAACGCAUAAUAGAUAAAGAUGCAAACGAGAUCCAAAAAGAGAGUUGUUUUAGAAUGUAGUAUGCAUAAAGCAAAAGCCCGCGGAGUCAUAACCUGUGGUGCAAGCACCCUACGUCAAGGCGAGUAAUGACACGCUGCUACGUCAUCACUGGUGCUUUGGCGUAGGACUUGGGUGUGGACGCGGCUUUAGAGUUAGACCACGUAACAUAACCUUCAAAUACAAACAAAUAGUAAACAAAACAAAUUUAUCCCAGAAAAAGUUUAAUUUGCGAAAAAGUUCUUAAUUUUUAGUGUAUUUAAUUAGUGAAUACCUUUGAUUCAAAUACUUGUUAUCUGUGUUUUUUCUACUUAUAAUGUUUUUUUGUAUUUUCGCGUUUUGCAACUAAUUUUUUACUUUAUUUAUUUUCUUUGUAUUUGAUGUAUGUACAAUAAAUCAAAUAAGAAUGGAUAUUCAAACACAAUCAGCCUUGUUAAGUAAAAACGCAGAAACCGAAGGAUUCGACCUGGGAACUGGCCAGUCAUGGAUUUACCCUACAAAUUACCCUACGCGAGAAUAUCAAUACAACAUAAUCGAAAAGGCCUUACUGGAAAAUACAUUGGUGAGCUUACCCACAGGGCUGGGCAAAACUUUCAUAGCAGCAGUGGUAAUGUACAACUUUUUCCGUUGGUAUCCUCAAGGAAAAAUUAUUUUCAUGGCACCUACAAAACCUCUAGUCAAACAACAAGUAGAAGCAUGUUAUAAUAUUAUGGCUAUACCCCAUGAAGUCACCACAGAGUUAACAGGAGCACAAAUCUCAUCUUCCAGAUCCAACAUUUGGAUGGACAAAAGGAUAUUUUUCGUUACCCCGCAGGUUCUGCAAAACGAUUUGGAGAAAGUUGCUCAACUGGGCCCCAAAAUCAAAUGUUUGGUAUUCGAUGAGGCCCAUAAAGCACGUGGAAAUCACGCUUAUUGUCAAGUAAUCCGCAAAUUGCUUUCGAAUAAUCAUAAAAAUUUUCGUGUACUUGCUCUAAGUGCUACGCCUGGCUCUAGAGUCAAUGAUGUAUCCGAGGUUAUACACAAUUUACUAAUAUCUCAUUUAGAGUUUAGGACUGAGGAAAGUGUAGAUGUUAAACCAUAUGUAUUUGAGCGAUCUCUAGAGACUAUUGUUGUACCACUUAGUGAUAAGUUAAUAGAAAUUAAAGAAGAAUAUCUAAGGAUUUUAGAACACUAUGCAAGAACAUUGAAACAAAACAAAGUGAUUCAAGGUAAUUGCGAAUCAUUAACUAAAGGCAGAGUUUUUAUGUUGAUGAAAGACUUCCAGGCUAAAAGAACUGCAAGUUCUUCAAAUUAUGGCGAAAUUAUGAGGUGUCUAAAUAUCUGCGUUACUUUAUAUCACGCCUAUGAGCUGCUUAUUAGACACGGUCUUAGAAAUUUUCUUGCCUUUUUUGAUGAACAUAUUGAAAAGCCGCUACUUAGAGGAAACGUAAUGCUCAGGCGUAUAUUAGAGAAUGUGAGAGAUUUUUUAGGUCCGAUUCCUAGUAUUGAAGUUUUGCCUGAUGGAACUUAUCCAGACAUUCCAAAAAAUAUAAAAUUCGGCCAUCCAAAACACUAUAAAUUACGCGAAGUCCUUACUGCUCAUUUUUCAAAAGAAGACAAACAAAAUACCCGUGCCAUAGUUUUCUUUGAAUAUAGAGAAUCUGCUAUGGAGGCUCAUAUACUUUUGCUACAAGCCCGUCCUCUUGUCAAACCAAAAAUAUUUUUGGGCCAAGGAUCAGGGAUAACGCAAAAAACGCAGUUGGGGGUUGUUAAAGCUUUCAGAGAAGGUAAAUGCAAUACUCUCUUAUCAACUUGUAUAGGCGAAGAAGGUUUAGAUGUAGGAGAAGUAGAUCUGAUUGUCUGCUUUGAUAUUUCAACAAAAUCGCCUAUCAGGAUGGUACAAAGAAUGGGAAGAACUGGAAGAAAACGCGAAGGAAGCGUAUACAUUUUAGUCACAGAAGGCAAAGAACAGCAAACACUGAAAGACUGUCUGAUACAUAAAAAUAACAUUUCUAUGCAUGUACUUGGAUCUGCUCAGAUUAAAAAUGAUCUUUAUCCCUUUAGUCCUCGAUUGGUUCCAUUAACGAUUAAACCUAAAUGUGAGAAAAUGUUUAUAGUCGUUAAGGAAAAGCCAAAGAAAAAUUCUAUUAAGAAUAUGCUGCGUAGUUCAGGUUCACGAAUAGUAUUUAGCCAAAGUAAUGAAGUGAUGAAUUUUCAAGACAAAAUUCCUGAACCAAAAAUGAUAUCGUUAUCAGAUAAUCCAAUGGUGAAACAUGAAAAUUCCACUUUUUUCGAAAAGCACAUUGAAAAAAUGAGGACUGCUACUAAAACGUAUUUAGUUGGCCAUUCGGAUGACACAAAUAUACUCAAUGACUUAUUAGGUUUUGCGGAUUCGAAAAGGUUCAAUAUUCCUACUAAAAUAAAAGGUAGUUUAACUGGUCCCAAUGGAAAACCUUUAAAGCAAGGCGACAUUAGAAAUAUGUUUUUCAAGGGAAGUCAAUCUACUCAGCCUGCAACUGAAGAAGGUUCGGACGUAAUCAGCUCAUUCACCCCAUUAUCAAGUGAAGUUUUGACCAACAAAAAUUCAGAUCCAUCAUCGGAAAUGUUUAAAAUCCUAUCGAACUACUUAGAGUCGGAACUAAUGAAUGCCCCAUCAAAAUGCCGUUUUUGCCAGGACUUUGACUGUCAAGAAUUCGUAAUUGAUAACGAUCAAUUACGUACAAAUAAUAACAAUAAUUUUAUUCCAAAUGAAAUUAUUUUAAAUGACAUUGUCCUCAACGACAUUGAAGAUUAUAUAGCAACUUUAGAUGGCAGCUAUUAUUUGCAGGAAAAUAUACAAAUUGAAGAUUUUGCAGAUGAGUUUCAAGAUGAUUUCAAUGAUUCAAAGCAAUAUUCGUUUGAAGCACCUACAAGCUAUAUGAAAUUAAUGGACACAUUCCGUGAUUACACACAAGAGGAUUAUGAAUAUAAGAUGUCAGAUAAAGAAAUAUUGGAAUUCUUCAAAUUAAAAUCUAUAGCCGAUUUAGGUGAUGUGACUAUUGAUUGUUCACAAGAAACCAUUAUUCAGUCAGAUUAUGAAGCAAAUGAGAGUAAAUGUUCACAAAACGAUUUAGUUACUGAUCUAGAUGAUUUUUGUGAUCUUUCUGCUUUUGGUUUAGCACAUGAUCAAAGAAUAACUGAUGAUCAAAGUGAUGUUUCAAAAACUGAGAAGAUUACUGAAGAUUUAAGCGAUUUUUGUGAUAUGUCUUUUUUUAAAGUGCCCACUAACAACAUUACUGAAAAUCCUGGUAAAAUUACUAAAAAUGCAAGUCAGUUUUGUGAUAUUCCAGAUACUAAAGCGCCUUCUGGAAAAGUCAAUGAAAAACCUGAUAAGAUGAUUGAAGAUCUGAGUGAUUUUUGUGAUAUGUCAUUUUUUAAAGUGCCCACUGAUAACAUAACUGAAAAUCCUGAAACUCCAAGUCAGUUUAAUGGUAUUCCAGAUACUAAAGAAAAAAUCACUAAAAAACCUAAUAAGAUGAUUGAAGUUCUGAGCGAUUUUUGUGAUAUGUCAUUUUUUAAAGUGGCCACUGAUAACAUAACCGAACAUCCUGAAACUCCAAGUCAGUUUUGUGAUAUUCCAGAUACUGAAGCGCCUUCUGACAAAAUAACUGAAAACCCCGAUAGGACUAUUGAAGAUCUGAGCGAUUUUUGCGACAUAUCAUAUUUUAAAGUGCCUACUGAAAAAGUAACCAAAAGUCCUGAUAAAGUUACUGAAGAUCUAAGUGAUAUCUCAAAUAUUAAAGUUCCUUCGAAGACAAUAACUACAGAUUCUGAUAAGAUAACUGAAGACCUUAACGAUUUCUGCGAUAUAUCAUAUUUUAUCAAAGAACCUACUGAAAAAAACAAUGAAAAUCCUGCAGAUAUCGAAGCGCAUUCUGAAAAAAUAACUCAACGUCUUGAUUCUGAUACUAUUGAAGAUCUAAGUGAUUUUUGUGAUAUAUCAUCAUUUGGUUUAAAAACUCAUUUCACAGAACCUACAGCCAAAUUAGACAAAUCCUGUAUGACACAGCUAAAUCCAAUCAAAGAGCAAUCUGACCAAACAAAAGUAACAAUUACACAAAAGUUAAAUUAUAUUGAUCAAGCAAAAAACGAAACAGAAAAAUCUUCAACAAAUAAUAAACAAAAUGGUUUAGAUAUUUCUGAUGAUGAAACGAGUGUAUUUGAAUUAAAUGUACCUAAACAAAUUGAAUUGAGUGAUAAUGAAAUAAUAUGCCCCAGUGAUGAUGAUGAAAUUAAAUUAUCUUCAGUAAAGAAGAAAAAUAAUUUAAAACUUAAUUUAAAUAAAAGUAUAUUUGGCAAAAAGUCAACUCAAGAAAGACUCAAGUUAAAUAAUACUGAUGAAUCAAUUCUCAUCAGUGAUGAUGAUAAAACUCCUCAACAAACCAGUUCGCACAAGAAACAAAAAUUCAACUCCAAUACUAAAAUUAAAGAAAAAGGUAGGAAAAUUCUUCAAGAAAAAUCUCAAAAGGGUUUCAGCAGACACAGUAGUUCAAGUGGUGAUGACUUUGUGGAUCCUAAUCAAACCAUUAGAAAAAACAUUGGUGAAUAUAAACCUAAGAACAACAGGAUAACUUGGUUGAAAAAAACGUCACCAACAGUAAAAGUACAUGAACAAAGGAGGAAAAAUAUCAACUGUUUAAAGUCAAAGUCAAAAAAGAAACAAAAUGAUUUCUUGGAUCUAGAAGCACAAGUAUCGGAUGACGAAACUGUUAUAUCUGAAGACGAGGAUGAAUCUAUGCUUGAUACUUAUGAUACAAGUUUUGUCCAUGAUGAGACUGAAAACUUUAAUAAUACUCAAAUGCAAGGAGUUUAUAUGCGUUCAAUAUUGAGUCCUCGUCGCCAAAAUAUUCAACGUCCAAGACAAUAUGUAGCUAAUGUAUAUUCACAAAUUCCUGAUUUGGAAGAAGAAAAUACUUAUCUUGAGGAUUCCUUUGUUAUUGAUACAGAUAAUGAAGAAAAUGCUACACAAAUUAAUGAACUAUCGGAACUGGAUAUUUUGGAAGGAAAAUUAGAAGAAAGGAAACGUAAAAAGAGUUCAACAUCAUCUUCAGGAACUUCUAAACGACGGAGGAUUAUAUGUAUGUCUAGUAGCGAUGAUGAUUAAAUUAUCAAGCCAGAUUUUGUUGUUAUAAAAUAAUAUUGAUUAAAGGUAUUAAAAAAACAAACAAAUUGAAUUAUUAAUUAAGAAUGAACCUAUAUUAAAACCAUUUUUUACAAAUAAGGUUCAGGAAAUUCAAAAGUAACUUCCCUUCCUGUUAACUUUUUGUAAACAGAUGCAAAGGUGUCCACCUUAUGUUCAAUCGUCGUUUGUUGAUUUUUGUCCAAGUGAACUUUAAUUAAGGAAGACCCGUCAAGUUUGACACGAAUUCUUUUACCCACGAUUUCAGCUGGGUAAACUAGAUCUUCCAAAAUAGCGUCGUAGACUGCGGUCAAAGUUCUAGAACGAGGACGCUUUUGCUUGUUCUUCAUUCUGGUCUUACGGGUUGGCUUGGGAAGGAUUUUACGUUCUCCGACAAAGACGACAUGUUUGCCGCUGAACUUCUUCUCCAAUUCCCUCACCAAUCUGGUUUGGACCUUUUGGAACUGCUUGAUUUUGGGGAUUGGGACGUAGAUAAUGAUGGACUGG